AUGCUCAAAUCGGUGUUGGUGGCUAUUUUGGUGGCUCAAGCGACGGUGGCUCUGAACAGCGCCACCGAUGAACUGACCAAGCUCGUCGACCAGGUCAACCCCGAAAUUACGACUUUCCUGAGCAAGACUCAGCUCACUGAGGUUGCUUAGCUUCAAAGUUCGAAGUUCAAUCAGCUUUUUUUUAGUUCUUCGUCACUUUUGGGAAAAUUUUCAACUCGAACAAAACUAUGAUUCAAAUGGCUCCAGGUGAGUAUCUUGGAUCAAAAAUAGUACACAGAUGUCUGGUCCUCCACUUUUCCAAACUCCUUCGUUGAUCAUAUGCUCUUCUUUGAAUAUUUUUGAGCAAGCGUUCGAUGAGCUCUGAAGGGAGUAAGUUUUAGACUUUUAAAGUCAUUCUGCCGAUUAUUCCUCUCGAUGGAAAUUGUCUCAGUUUAAAUUCCAGUAAAAAAUGAAUAAAUCGGAACGCUUGAAGAAGGAGCACAGGCAAAAUUUAUAAAGGUUCCGAAACAAAGAGCUUUUUCGCUGUUGAUAUAGCUCAUCCAGCUUCAGCUUGUCGUGAUAUUUUUUUCCUUCCAGGUCGUUCUGAAUGGUCUAACAUUCAAAAAGAUCAUUUUUGAGCAGAUCAUGCUAAAGGUCAAAUUUUUCAGCUUGUUACUACGCCAUGGAAGCUGUGAUGACCCAGGAGCAGCGUCAAGAAGCGAAGGCGUCGCUUUUGAAAGCUAAAGAUAGGUAGAAAAGAAAAUAAGUUAUUUUUAAAUAAGUUUCUCUUUAUAGCUACGGCGGAUUCGACAAGGUCCAUGUUCUGGUGUUCCGUGGCCUCGACGCAAUUCACAAGUUCUUCGGACCAACUUUGGAGAAAGUAUGACUUUUUUUCAAUGAAAGAAUAUAGGUUUUAUUUUAGGACAGAGCCGACUUCCGAGAAGCCGAAAAGAGCGGAAAAUCGAUGGACGAGGUCAGCGCCUUGGUUUAUGAGAGGCUGCAGCAGUACUGGAACGUCGAAUUCGGCCAAUUGGUUCGGCUUUGCUCUUUCAAAAUCAGAUUUUUUUCCACUUUUUUUUUUGAUUUGUAUUAUAUAUUUAGCGGAUUUUCGAUUAGUUUGCUUUUCCGUGUGAAAAGGCGCAGAAGUUAUUAGAUGAGGGUACCCGCUCAGAAAGUGGAAUUCGAAUUCAAAUAAGCUUUUAUUAGGAAAGUUUUUCUAGUUUCGAAAAUCAAAGCAUUCAACAAACAUUCUUAAAGUAUCAAGUAGCUUUUUUUUUAUCACUAGUUGAGGUCUUCUGGGGCUUUCGGACCCCUAAAAGCAUUUUGAAGACACUGUGUGAAUACAGUUCCGGAAGAAAACUGAAAUUUUCAGCUGAUCGACAACGUGAAGGUCUCGAUGACGCCGACCGACUGGGCGAUCGCCAUCAAGGACGCUCCUCAGUACAUCAACGUCGACGCCUUCGAUUUGUCGUAUUGA
Messenger RNA from Caenorhabditis auriculariae, 1456 nucleotides. Lineage: Eukaryota; Metazoa; Nematoda; Chromadorea; Rhabditida; Rhabditidae. The record is from the annotation of a GenBank genome assembly.